AUGGAAGAAAAAUCUAAGAGCUAUUCUAAGGAAACAAAAAUAAGAACAACCGGGGAAUGUCAAGCGUAUCUUUUAAAACACGUGAGAGAUGACCACAAUCUACUGUCUACAAAUAAUGAAAAGAAUUUUAAUUGCGAAAUUGAAUAUAGUAAUGACGAAACUUUGGAAAUCAAGGAUGAAAUUCUGGAAGAUCAUGGAAAUUCUUCUAGUCGAGACGUAAGAUUACAAGAUAAUGGAAAAUACGAAUCAGAAGAGUUAAAAGUGCAUCAAGCCAAAGCGAAGCUGAAAUUUCAAGAAUCAAAUGUGGAAGAGGAAAAGAAACACAAAUGCGAAAAGUGUGCGCGAAGCUAUAAACAGAAAUAUUGUUUAAAUUAUCACCAAAGAUUCGAGUGUGAAGUGAUGCCACAGUUUAAUUGUAAAUUCUGUGGCAAGUUAUUUAAACAUAAAGGUUACAUUAAUAAGCAUAUAGAUCGCGUGCAUCAGAAAAAAAACUCAAAAGAACCAAAAACGAAGUUGAAUUGUGACAAUUGUUCUCAAACUUAUACUACUAUAAGUUCUUUAAAUCGACAUAAACGUAUACAACAUGACCCAAUGACACGGCAUUUCAUUUGCGAUAUUUGUAAUUAUAAAACUAAACGCAAAGAUUACUUAGUAACCCAUAUUACUUCACGUCAUUCCAAGUAACUUAAUUUCGUACCCUAAGAUUCAAUUCUUUUACACCUUCAAUCGCGUGUUGUAAAAAUCACUGAAAAAUAGUAAAUAGCGCAAUGAUUUAUGUUUCACAGAUGAAGUGUGAUGUCGAAAAAAUCUGUCCUUAAAAAAGUCAUGAGCUGCUAGCUAGGCAUCGGAUACGAAAAUAAUUCAUCGGAUAUUGGUGUAUUUUGUAAAUAAUUUGCGAGCUGUGAGAGAGAAUUGACGAACUCGAUGUGAACAUUCUAAAAGUAUUUGUUACGUUUUCUUCAUCAGAUGUUACAAAAAUAUUAUAAAUAAUUGUGAAAAAAUUAUCAGAGAACUCACAAUAUUGCCCAAAAAAGCUGUGAACUGGGAACUCGCUAAAAAAUCAUUUAAUUGUUUAAUAAAAAACUGCAAGUUUAAAAUUUAAUGACUCCAAAUGUGCAGUUUUGUGAUGCGAGUGUAGUUUAAUAAUUAAAUUUUGGAUGAAAUUAUUCUUAUGAAAGGAAUAUCAUUUUGAAUAUUUAUGAGUUUAAUUUUUUUUAUCUACCACUCGUCCCGUUGCGCAACGGGACGAGUGGUAGAUAAAAGUAACCUUUCGAUGGCAAUAGUAACUCUAGUAUACUUUUAUCUACCAUUUGUUCCUCUGUGCAGGUCACGCACCAAUACUGAUUCCUAUCUUCAUUUGUUCUAAAGAUAAAGUAUUUGUAAAUAAAUCUCCGUUAUAUGUAAAUUUUCCUAUAUGACGGUAGUUUUUUUCAGGUAGAGAGUACUCUAAAAUCGAGGCAGCAAUUACACUUUGUGAUUCUUAUGCGGUAUUGACAAAUUUCUACCAAAUUUGCUGUAUAUG
This is a messenger RNA of Belonocnema kinseyi, 1522 nucleotides long. RefSeq names its product zinc finger protein 595-like. Gene Ontology annotation, molecular function: RNA polymerase II cis-regulatory region sequence-specific DNA binding; DNA-binding transcription activator activity, RNA polymerase II-specific. Gene Ontology annotation, biological process: regulation of transcription by RNA polymerase II. Lineage: Eukaryota; Metazoa; Arthropoda; Insecta; Hymenoptera; Cynipidae. Gene Ontology annotation, cellular component: nucleus. The record is from RefSeq and is a predicted model, not a curated record. The transcript is spliced from 3 exons. The coding region runs from base 1 to 684 and encodes 227 amino acids.